CGCCGCGAUCACGCCGGCCCAGCGCGCUGAUUGGCUCGCCCGCAGCCCGACCGUGUUGCGAUUGGUCGGUGGGACAGUCCUCCCCACCACCCCCCCUCCUUGUCUGGAGCGCGGCGCGCGCGGGCCCUGCCGCCGGGACUGAGCUGCUCCGGGCCGUGCGGGGCCGGGCGGGAGGAGCCGGGGGCGGUGCCGGCUGUAGCUUUGUGAGCGCGCGGCAGCAGCCUCGCCAUGCAGUGGUCCGCCGGCGGAGACAUGGACGGGGCGCCCGCGGUUGACAUUGUGGACAUAUAUGAGUCUAUACGUGAAAGACAACGGCAUGACAGCGAAAGGUCUACGUGCAGUACCCUGGAGCAGAAUGAUAUAGAAGCAGUCAAGGCACUUGUUUGUAUGAGCUCCUGGGGUCAAAGAUCACAGAAAGGUGAUCUAUUAAAGAUAAGGCCGCUUACGCCCAUCUCGGAUUCAGGUGAUUUCACAAUGCACACUGAGACUACAAUGGAAUUACCAAAGGAUUUCCAUUCUCUGUCUACCUUGGAGAAAAACCUUUUAGCUGCAACUGGGAAGGCUGUGACAAAAAAUUUGCCCGCUCAGAUGAACUUUCGCGCCACCGUCGAACUCAUACUGGGGAGAAGAAGUUUGCUUGUCCUGUGUGUGAUCGUCGUUUCAUGCGCAGUGAUCACCUGA
Molecule: messenger RNA, 681 nt
Organism: Alligator mississippiensis (American alligator)
Lineage: Eukaryota; Metazoa; Chordata; Crocodylia; Alligatoridae
Gene: KLF11
Product: KLF transcription factor 11
Exons: 3
Coding region: 229-681 (150 amino acids)
Source: RefSeq, a predicted model, not a curated record